AGUAAUCUAGGCAGCAUUUCCCGUCUACGCCACCCUCCGUGUCGUUCUUGGUCCUCCGGCCCUCCGGACCGUUACUUUCGUGCAUCUAAAGACAAACGAGGUCUCCUAUUAGUCCUGAGUCGUACCCCAUGACGGCCGGAUGCAACGGGUCUUGACCUCGACGGACUCUUAGAGUGCAAAUAUAAGGCGGGCUUGGACAGAGUAUGGAUCGCUAACGUCCACCCUCUUCGCUUGGGGGUCCUCAUCGAUUCAGAACCAUACCAGACUGGAACUUGGACAUACUUUUUUGAUUAUUCCUUUUACCUCAGUGCUCAUAUUCUCGACAUGUCUUUCCUGAAGAUCUCUGGAACCAAGAUCGUGGACAAGGAUGGGAAGGAGGUCAUCCUGCGCGGAGCGGGAUUAGGUGGAUGGAUGAACAUGGAGAAUUUCAUCUCAGGCUAUCCCGGAUGCGAAUUCCAGAUCCGCGAAGCACUCGCUGAGGUAGUGGGAGCGAAGAAGUCAGAGUUAUUCUUCGACAAGUUCUUGGAGUACUUCUUCCAGGAUGACGAUGCUAAGUCCUUCAAGAGCUUGGGUCUGAACUGCAUCCGUCUUCCUUUCAACUACCGUCACUUCGAAGACGACAUGAACCCUCGCGUACUCAAACCCGAAGGCUUUAAGCACCUCGACCGCGUCAUCGAUAUCUGCGCCAAACACGGAAUUUACACAGUCCUCGACCUGCACACCUGCCCCGGUGGCCAGAAUACCGAUUGGCACUCCGACGCCGGCACACACAUCGCCAACUUCUGGGUGCACAAGGACUUCCAAGACCGGACGAUCUGGCUCUGGGAGGAGCUCGCGAAGCACUACGUCGGCAAUCCUUGGAUCGCGGCCUACAACCCUAUGAACGAACCGACCGACCCGACGCAUACGCGGCUGAUCGACUUCUAUCAUAGGAUAUACAAGGCUAUUAGGGCAAUCGACGCGGACCAUGCAAUCUAUUUCGAUGGGAACACCUUCGCGUCGGAUUUCAGCCACUUUGGAGACUCAUACAAGAGCUGGGAGAAUGUGGGGUAUGCGAUCCAUGAUUAUUCGCUGUUCGGAUUCCCUGCGAGUCCAGAGGAGUACGUGAGCAGCGAUGUACAGAGGACGAGGCUGAGGAGGAGUUAUGAGAAAAAGAGGCAGUGGAUGGACGAGCAUGGGCUUUGCGUGUGGAAUGGAGAGUGGGGUCCGGUUUAUGCGAGGACGCAGUAUGAGGGUGCGAAGACGGAUGCGAUCAAUGCGGAGAGGCUGCAAGUCUUGAAGGACCAACUUGCGAUCUACAAUAAGGAUCGUUUGAGCUGGUCAAUCUGGCUAUGGAAGGAUAUCGGGUUCCAGGGCAUGGUUCAUGUAUCGCUGAAGACCCCUUACAUGACCCUUUUCAAGGACUUCCUCGCCAAGAAGCACCGUCUCGCCGUCGACGCUUGGGGCACAGAUACGAGCGCCGUUCAGCACAUCUACCAGCCGCUCAUCGACCACAUCAAACAAGAGAUCCCAGAGGAGAACCAGAAGCUCUACCCCUUCCCAGUCUGGAAGAUGAGCGACCGUGUUGGACGUCUGGCGCGCAUCAUUCUGGUCUCCGAAUUCUUGGUCAAGGAAUGGGCAGAACACUUUAGGGGAAAGAGCGAGGAGGAUAUCGUUGAGAUUGCGAAGAGUUUCGCGUUUGAGAAUUGUGAGCAGAGGGAUUCGUUGAACAGGGUCUUGUCCGAUAAUGCAACGCUGGUGAAGGAGACGGACUGAAGAGGGCUCGGCUGAGAGGAAUAGGUAGGUAGAAUAGGUACGAGCAUCCUCAUGUAUUCAAUUGUACUUUUCAUGGCUUGCGACUCCGUAUAAGUUAUCUGUAUCCAUCAAGCACCACGUUUCCGC
This is a messenger RNA of Stereum hirsutum FP-91666 SS1, 1881 nucleotides long. RefSeq names its product glycoside hydrolase. Gene Ontology annotation, molecular function: beta-glucosidase activity. The transcript is spliced from 7 exons. Lineage: Eukaryota; Fungi; Basidiomycota; Agaricomycetes; Russulales; Stereaceae. The coding region runs from base 325 to 1755 and encodes 476 amino acids. Gene Ontology annotation, biological process: glucan catabolic process. The record is from RefSeq and is a predicted model, not a curated record. Gene Ontology annotation, cellular component: extracellular region; cell surface.